UGUUAACUAAAAUUCAUUUCCAAACGAUAUAUACCAUCUAGGCGCAUCUCAAUACUGCCAAAAUGCCCUCUGAACUUGAGGAUCUUGUAGGAUUUAUAAAUCAUGGCAGUACCCCUGUGCGACAACUAGCUGUCGAGAAUCUGGUGCCAUACUCUUUGAGCCAGCCGGCGAUAUUCAAGACGGACGGUCUAUUACCAGUUAAACAUCUUAAACUUUUGGUUAGAGAUUAUCCGCAAAUAGCCAAGAAUGCUCUCGACAUCCUUAUCAACCUCUCUGAUGACCAUGAGAUCCUCGAGGAUCUCUCAAAAGACAACACUCUUCUAGAUUCCCUCUUAAGUCGCCUCACGAACCCAACCGAGCCAAAUGCAAACUUAAUAGCUAUGCUUCUCGCCAACCUCGGAAAAGAAGAUAAUAUAAAGAUCCUUCUGCAGCUAGGCUGCGUAUCUCCAGAAGGUCUACGUUCCAGCGACCGCAUCAUCGACCAGCUGUUCGAUUUAUUCGUCAAAGGCGCAGAUGGGACAUACAAUAAAGAUGCCAACUUCGACUACCUCGCAUACCUCUUCGCUGACAUCGCAAAACACACUGAGGGCCGGAAGUACUUCCUGACCAAGCAAGAAUACGAUGGCGUCAUCCCAUUGACCAAGCUCACGGUCUUCACAGAACACAAGAGUGAUGUGAGGAGGAAGGGUGUCGCGAGCACGAUUAAGAACGUGGCGUUUGAGACGGACAAACACGACUUGUUUCUUGCUGAGGACCAGAUCAAUAUCUUGCCUUACCUGCUACUACCGAUCAUCGGCGGAGAAGAGUACAGCGACGAGGACCAGGAGGGCAUGCUGGAUGAUUUGCAGCUACUCCCACCUGACAAGGCGAGAGAUAGUGAUCCCGAGAUCAUUAAGGCGCACGUGGAAACACUAAUGCUGUUGACUAACAGCAGGGAGGGGAGAGACACAAUGAGGAGUAUCAAAGUCUAUCCUGUGAUCAGAGAGACACAUCUUGCUGUUGAGGAUGAGGGGGUGAGGGAGGCUUGUGAGAGGCUGGUGCAAGUGCUAAUGCGGGACGAGGAGGGACAGGAGGUGAGCGAUGGGAUGAAGCAAUUAGAGCGCACCAGCAAAAGAACGGUGCCAGCGACGAAGGGCGGCGGGUGGGCAGAUCAGGAGAGCGAAGACGAUGAUGAUGAAAUUAGAGAAGUCUAAUAGACUGAGUGAACCCAAAUAUAUCGAAAUAUAUCCACCAAUAUCCAACGCCUGACAUCUUUCAUCGUCAAUUGUCUCAAGCAUUCCUCAAUUCAUGCUCUCUCAAUGGAUGUGUUUCAGAAGUCUCAGAAAGGGGGGUACCUGCGUGUGUCACGUGAAAUGUCAUGCAACUUGUACCUUGUCGGGUCAUGCGUGCCCAACGCCAGCGACAUGGUAACAUUUCUUUCACCAAACUCAAUUGAAAGCUCGAAAUUGCCAGAUAAAGACAGAUAUUAUUGACUUAAUGUAUGUCACGUCGGACAGCUUUGAGACUUCAUAAUUGCCCUCUCCUUAGCGGCCAGGCGGUGGAGGUUGGUGCCUGGGAAGUCAUAAACAAGCCCGACCGCCCCCAUCACAACCCAGCCAUCAAUGCCUCCGUAAACAAAUUAAUUCGGUCAUGGAAUAUAUAAAAGGAUUUCUCCCGUGGCCCACCACCCCCGUCCCAGGCGUCCGCCUCUCCGCCUCCGGCCUACUCGCCCUCGCCGACCUCAGCACAAUCGCCAACCGCACCGCCAUAACCGGCACCUCAACAUGGCUCGACAUGCUUGUCCUCGCCCCCGGCCUGCACAACCAGCAGCGCGCAGACACCCUCUCUGACCUCCCAAACCCGCUCACUCAACCCCUCCUCACCACCCCCGCCC
Pseudogymnoascus verrucosus is the source of this 1873-nucleotide messenger RNA. RefSeq lists its product as uncharacterized. The transcript has 5 exons. Bases 63 to 1193 code for a protein of 376 amino acids. The record is from RefSeq and is a predicted model, not a curated record. Lineage: Eukaryota; Fungi; Ascomycota; Leotiomycetes; Thelebolales; Thelebolaceae.